UAUUCAUCUUUGAUCUUUUGGAUCGUUACGGACGACUCAAAUUACGUAAAAUGUUAUUGGCAUUGAUUGAUUCUCUUUUAUUGAGUCAUCAUAUACGGUCCUGAGAGACUGUAGUCCUAAGUAUCGAUAGGGAUGAUGUGAUUGAUAUUUUUUCAAUGUAAAUUCUUUAUAGAUCAAAUGCUUGACUGUUGAUCCGAGCAUUUAAUAAAAAAAUUACUUUCAUAGGAAAACGAUAUUAUUUUAGAUUGUUAUCAGAUUUUAAUUGGCGUUAGAUACGUUAUCGUUGUGAGUAGUAUAGUGAAAUCGUAUUGACUUAUCCUAACCCUAAUUGUCGUGUGAAUUCGAUGAACACGUGAUGACAUUUGUGAAUUUUAAGCAUAACACGUUGCCGAUUCCUCUUGUCAGCUCGACAGUGAAAAUCAGAUUGGAAAAGUACUCUACUUCUUACAGUAUUAAUAAAGUCCUGAGUAAUAGCAACAGCUAUUAAUUACAAAUAUGACUUCUCAAUAUACAUGCAUUACAUGCCGUGUGGCAUUUAGAGAUUUAGAAAUUCAAAGGCAGCAUUACAAGUCAGAUUGGCAUCGAUAUAAUUUAAAGAGGAAGGUCGCUGAAUUACCUCCUGUCACGUCUGAAGAGUUUCAAAGAAGAGUGAUUGCUCAGCGUGGUAAACAUGAUCAAAUGAAGCAAGAACAGUCUAUAAGUUGUAAAGCAUGCAGAAAGAAUUUCAAUACCAAAAAUCAGUAUGAAAAUCAUAUACUGUCAAAGAAACAUAAAGAAAAAGUACAGAAAAUAGAAAAUUCCUCAGUGGAAACAACAGAAAAUGUAAUGCCUGAUGACUCCGAAAAAUCCAAUACUAAGAGUAAUGAAAUAAGAGCACAGUCUAAGGAUAACAAAAGUACCACUGAUGAUAUGGAAAUUGAUUCUGAUGUGGAGUCUAUAGAUUCCGAUGAAUGGCUUGAAGAUACUGAAAAUCCUGUAGGAAACAAUGACUGUCUGUUUUGCAAUCAUCAUAGUCGAUCUUAUGUGAGAAAUCUCAAGCAUAUGACAUUAGCUCAUACAUUCUUCAUUCCUGAUCCUGAAUAUUGCAUAGACAUAAAGGGUUUACUUGUAUACUUGGGAGAAAAAGUAUUUGCAGGCUACAUGUGUCUCUGGUGCAAUGACUCUGGAAGAGCAUUUCAAAGUGCUGAUGCAGCAAGAGCACACAUGAUUGACAAAGGUCACUGUAAGAUGUUGCACGAGGGUGAAGCUUUAGCCGAAUAUGCAGAGUUCUAUGAUUAUUCGUCAAGUUAUCCAGAUGCAGAGCAAGGAGAUCCUGAUGCAGAAGUUGAAAUACCAGAACUGGAAGAUAGCGAUUAUCAACUAGUUUUACCUUCAGGCUCUGUCAUUGGACACCGUUCCCUGAUGAGAUACUAUAAGCAAAGCUUAAAUCCCAACAGAGCCGUGGCCAUACCAAAAAGUGAGAAGCUCCGAAGAGUACUUUCUCACUACAGAGCUCUCGGCUGGACUGAGACACAACAUGAAUUGGCCUCAAGAAAGGCACGGGAUAUUAAGUACAUGCAGAAGAUUCAGUCCAAGUAUUCCACGCAGUUGCAAUUUAAAGCAAAUAAAUUCCAGCGGCAUUUCCGUCCGCAAGUCAACUUCUAGAUUUCACUUGACAUACAUUUUUAGCAGCGUAAAGAUAAUGCCGUCUACAAUUUGUUAGAUUUUUUUUCCAUUGUAAGCUUUACCUAACUUAUAUAUGAAUCAUUCGACUACUAUUUCUAAAUAAUAAUCAACUUAAUAAAGUACAUAUGUCCUGCCGUAUAUGCAUUGUUAUUCAAUAAAUAUACUUACUUCGGA
This is a messenger RNA of Cephus cinctus (wheat stem sawfly), 1839 nucleotides long. RefSeq names its product zinc finger protein 622. NCBI's taxonomy places the organism in Eukaryota, Metazoa, Arthropoda, Insecta, Hymenoptera, Cephidae. Gene Ontology annotation, cellular component: preribosome, large subunit precursor. Bases 496 to 1644 code for a protein of 382 amino acids. The transcript has 3 exons. Gene Ontology annotation, biological process: ribosomal large subunit biogenesis. Gene Ontology annotation, molecular function: zinc ion binding; nucleic acid binding. The record is from RefSeq and is a predicted model, not a curated record.